Funneliformis geosporum is the source of this 1038-nucleotide messenger RNA. Lineage: Eukaryota; Fungi; Glomeromycota; Glomeromycetes; Glomerales; Glomeraceae. The record is from the annotation of a GenBank genome assembly.
AUGGUGAAUGCAUUAGAAAGGUUAUACUAUCAAAAUGAUUAUUUCAUCAAAUGGAUACCAUAUUCGAAUUUAGAAAAUUUGGAAUUUCUGACAAGUGGCGGAAAUUCAAACGUUUAUUCCGGAACCUGGAAUUCCAUUAAAAUCAUUUUAAAAGCGAUAAAUUCCGAGGAUGUUAAUGAUAUUAUAAAUGAAUUUAAAAUACAUCAUAAAUGCCGUGGACAAACUGUAAUACCAUUCUACGGUGUAACUAGAAUGCCAGAAAAAAAUAAAUUCGCCAUGGUGAUAAAACAUGCAAAGCACGGAGAUUUACGAAAUUACAUUCGUCAAUCAUUUUCGAACUUGACUUGGACAGAUAGAGUAAACAUUCUUAUCAAGCUUUCCGAAGCUAUAGAUUAUCUUCAUAAAAUGGGUUUACUCCACCGAGACCUUCACAGCAAAAAUAUUUUAGUGGAUGGUGAUAAAAUUUAUAUAAGUGAUUUUGGACUUUGUCAACCAAUUGAUUCGGAAAUAGGUUCGAUUGAAGGGGUUUUACCUUAUAUUGCGCCUGAGGUUCUGCGACAGAAACCAUACACGAUACAAUCAGAAAUAUAUAGUCUGGGCAUGAUAAUGUGGGAGUUAACUUCAAACCAACCACCAUUUUCAAAUUAUUAUGAUUCCAGGCUUCUCACUAUAGCUCUGGCAGUUGAUGAAUUGAGACCAAUGAUGAUUAAAGGAACACCAGAUUUCUAUGCUAAUAUAAUGAAAAGAUGUUGGAGCAACGAUCCAUCACAAAGACCUGAAGCCUCUCAGUUACUAAAGAUUUUUAAAGAAAUGUUGGAAUCGUGUAAAACGUUCGAUAAUGAUUUCGAUUCACAAAACUUUCCCGUAAUAAAACUGAAUGAUGAACAAGACAUUACAUUCUAUUAUCCUCUUAAUACGAAUUCAAUUUAUACCUCCGAAAAUGAAGUGGCAGAAGCUGUAAUGGAUAAUUAUAAUUCUUUAUUUAUUGACUUACAAACUAAUCCAUUAAAAUUUGAAGAAAAAGAGGUAAUUAAAUAA